This is a messenger RNA of Lathyrus oleraceus (garden pea), 579 nucleotides long. RefSeq lists its product as uncharacterized. Gene Ontology annotation, molecular function: RNA-DNA hybrid ribonuclease activity; nucleic acid binding. The record is from RefSeq and is a predicted model, not a curated record. Lineage: Eukaryota; Viridiplantae; Streptophyta; Magnoliopsida; Fabales; Fabaceae. The coding region runs from base 1 to 579 and encodes 192 amino acids. The transcript has a single exon.
AUGUUGACUAGGGAUUGCAACAUCCCCGACCAUGAAGAAGGACCCGGGCCUGGGUCUCGUUGGACUUUGGUUUUUGAUGGAGCUUUAAACGCUCACGGAAAUGGAAUUGAGGCAGUUAUCACCUCCCAAUCUAGUUUUCACCUCCCCUUCAUCGCAAGGUUGUGUUUUGAAUGUACAAAUAAUAUGGCGGAAUAUGAGGCUUGUAUCUUCGGUAUUGAAGUUGCUAUUGAUUUUAGGAUCAAAAUCCUUGAAGCUUAUGGGGAUUCAACCUUGGUGAUCAGCCAAGUCAAAGAAGAUUCGGACACUAGAGAUCACAAGCUCAUUCCUUACAAGGAGCACAUUUUGAAACUAGUCCCUUACUUUGAUGAGAUCACAUUCUAUCACAUCCCUCGAGAGAAGAAUCAGCUAGCUGAUGCUUUGGAAACUUUGGCGUCCAUGUUUAAGGUCAAAUGGAAGAAGGACGCUCCAUCCUUCCAACUUAGCUACUUGAACGAGCUUGCUUACUGUUUGGUGGCCAAAGACGAAGCCAAUGGUUAUCCUUGGUUCUAUGACAUCAUGAGGUUCCUAGAGUGCCAAUAA